Messenger RNA from Mustela lutreola (European mink), 3503 nucleotides. RefSeq names its product SEC23 interacting protein (gene SEC23IP). Gene Ontology annotation, biological process: endoplasmic reticulum to Golgi vesicle-mediated transport. NCBI's taxonomy places the organism in Eukaryota, Metazoa, Chordata, Mammalia, Carnivora, Mustelidae. The record is from RefSeq and is a predicted model, not a curated record. Bases 77 to 3094 code for a protein of 1005 amino acids. Gene Ontology annotation, cellular component: COPII-coated ER to Golgi transport vesicle. The transcript is spliced from 19 exons. Gene Ontology annotation, molecular function: metal ion binding; protein binding.
CCGAGUGUGACCGGUUUCCGGCCGGUGUUAGUACACCGGCUUCCAGGAGACGUGUAACGGACGGUGGGCGGCAGCCAUGGCCGAGAGGAAACCUAACGGAGGCGGCGGUCCCGCCAGCACCUCCUCAUCGGGCACUAACUUACUUUUUUCCUCCUCGGCCACGGAAUUCAGCUUCAACGUGCCCUUCAUCCCAGUCACCCAAGCCGCCGCUGCCUCGGCCUCCUUGCUCCUGCCCGGAGAGGAUUCCACGGAUGUCGGUGAGGAGGACAGCUUCCUCGGGCAGACUUCUGCUCACACGUCUACCCCACAGACAUUUAGUUACUUCUCUCAGGUAUCAAGCAGUAGUGAUCCUUUUGGGAAUAUUGGACAGUCCCCGUUAACGACUGUGGCAACGUCAGCUGGGCACUCCGCAUUCUCCAAGUCCCCCGCUGCUCUCCCUUUUACAACUGGACCCCAAGAUGGGUUGAAUGCGUGUUCACCGCCCAUUUCGCAGGCUCAGUAUGGUGCCCCACCUUCACAGAUGGGAAUGAAUGCUUACCUGCCUUCUCAGCCGGGUAGUCUCCCUCCUUCCAGUUUUGGGAGCCCACCGCAAGGAGCACCCCAACAAGGACACAAUCCGUAUCGUCAUACCCCUGUGAGCAGCAGGGCCAAUCCUUACAUCACACCACCGCAGCUGCAGCAGUGCCAGACCCCGGCCCAUCCCGCCCAUCCUCCAGCCCCGGGGCCCCCCAUGCAGAUGUACCAGAUGCCGGGAGGAUCUCUGCCACCGAUUCCUCCUUCAAUGCCAUCAGGGUUGACCCCUCCAACGCAACAGCAGGCCCUGGCUAGACCAGCAGGUCCCUCUGUGCAAGCGCCAUCUCCUUUUCUACUUCAAAACCAGUAUGAACCUGUUCAGCCCCACUGGUUUUACUGCAAGGAGGUAGAAUACAAACAACUGUGGAUGCCUUUCAGUAUGUUUGACUCUUCGAAUCUUGAAGAAAUCUAUAACUCAGUCCAGCCAGACCCCGAGAGCGUGGUUCUAGGCACAGAUGGAGGGCGCUAUGACGUGUAUCUCUAUGACCGAGUGAGGAAGGCUGUGUACUGGGAGGAGGAACCCGCUGAAGUGAGACGCUGUACUUGGUUCUACAAAGGGGACACGGACAGCAGAUUUAUUCCCUAUACAGAGGAGUUCAGUGAAAAACUAGAGGCUGAAUAUAAAAAAGCAGUAACCACAAAUCAGUGGCAUCGUAGAUUAGAGUUCCCAAGUGGAGAGACAAUCGUUAUGCACAAUCCAAAGGUUAUUGUUCAGUUCCAGCCUUCGUCAGUGCCAGAUGAAUGGGGAACCACACAAGACGGACAGACGAGGCCCAGGGUUGUGAAGCGUGGAAUUGAUGAUAACCUUGAUGAGAUUCCGGACGGGGAAAUGCCUCGGGUUGAUCAUUUGGUGUUCAUGGUGCAUGGCAUUGGACCUGUGUGUGACUUGCGCUUUAGAAGCAUUAUUGAAUGUGUGGAUGAUUUUAGGGUGGUUUCUCUGAAAUUGCUGCAGACACAUUUCAAGAAAUCUUUAGACGAUCGGACAGUAAGCAGAGUGGAAUUCCUUCCUGUUCAUUGGCAUGGUUCCUUGGGCGGGGACGCCGCUGGUGUUGACAGGAACAUUAAGAAAAUUACUUUACCAAGUAUUGGUCGGUUUCGUCAUUUUACCAAUGAAACCUUGCUAGAUAUUUUAUUUUACAAUAGCCCCACCUACUGUCAGACAAUCGUGGAAAAAGUGGGAAUGGAGAUAAACCGUCUACAUGCACUUUUUAUGAGUCGGAAUCCAGACUUCAAAGGAGGUGUCUCUGUUGCUGGUCACAGUUUAGGUUCUUUAAUACUCUUUGAUAUCCUGUCUAAUCAAAAAGAUUUGAAUUUGUCAAAGUCUCCUGGGCCUUUUGCUAUAGCUAAUGGCGUCGUGAAGCCGCCACAUUUUCAGGAAAAGCAGAUGCCUGAAGAGCCAAAGUUGACUUUGGAUGAGUCUUGUGACCUUGACCUUGAAAAUGAAGAAGUCCUAAGUUUGCAAGAAACUCUGGAAGCACUUAGCCUCUCUGAAUAUGUUAGCACUUUUGAAAAGGAAAAGAUUGAUAUGGAAUCUCUGCUUAUGUGUACAGUCGAUGACCUGAAGGAAAUGGGCAUACCCCUUGGACCCAGAAAGAAGAUCGUUAACUUUGUAAAACAGAAGGCAGCUAAACUGGAACAGAAAAAAGCAGCAGCAGAGAAGAAGGCAGUGAUGGCUGCUUCGACAAAGGGACAAGAGGAAAAUGCUCAGAGAGCUAAAGAAAUGACUUCCCUCCCCUCAGACUCUAACGAGUCCAAGCGGAAACUUCCAGUUGGUGCUUAUGUGUCUUCUGUGCAUGUUGACUAUGAGUCUUUCGAAGUUGGCACUGGACAGGUUUCUGUUGUUUACAACGCAUUAGACUUUGAGCCAGAGAUUUUCUUUGCCUUGGGAUCUCCAGUUGGUAUGUUUCUCACUAUUCGAGGAGUGGAUAGAAUAGAUGAGAACUACAGGCUUCCUACAUGUAAAGGAUUCUUCAAUAUUUAUCAUCCACUUGAUCCAGUGGCUUAUAGAUUAGAGCCCAUGAUUGUUCCAGAUUUGGACCUGAAAGCGGUUCUCAUCCCACAUCACAAAGGCAGAAAAAGACUUCAUUUAGAGCUGAAAGACAGUCUCUCUCGUAUGGGAUCUGAUUUGAAGCAGGGCUUCAUUAGCUCCCUGAAAAGUGCUUGGCAGACGUUAAACGAGUUUGCCCGCGCUCACACCUCUUCAACUCAGCUGCAAGAAGAACUGGAGAAAGUGGCCAAUCAGAUCAAAGAAGAAGAAGAGAAACAAGUAGUUGAAGCAGAAAAGAUUGUUGAAAGUCCAGAUUUUUCCAAGGAUGAGGACUACUUAGGAAAGGUUGGAAUGCUAAACGGAGGUCGCCGAAUUGACUACGUUCUUCAAGAAAAGCCAAUAGAGAGUUUUAAUGAAUAUCUUUUCGCUCUUCAGAGUCAUUUAUGCUAUUGGGAAUCUGAAGAUACUGCUCUGUUGUUACUUAAAGAAAUUUAUCGAACAAUGAACAUCAGUCCAGAACAGCCCCAGCAUUGAUUGGACUUCAGUUGCACUGUACUUUCUUGUCUUUCCAGAAAGUUGGAGUAGAAAUUACGUGGCUGAGAAAACUCUCAGAGGACAUUCCCAGUUUGCGCCUGUGAUGGAUGACGAAAAAGUGGUUCAUUAACAUUUGCUCAGAAAGAAUUCUCACAAGUAGGAAGCCAUUUAAAAGAUAACAUGCAGAACAAAAAGACAAUGAAGAAAAUCAGUACCACGUUUGGACAGUAUGGAUAAGAAAAUGUAAUUUUAAAAAUGAUGCAAUUAAAAAUUCCUCAGAUCAGGUUAGUUGUGCAGCUGUCAAAGUAAUGCUUGAUAUCGAUGAAGAACUAUUUGUGGCAUGCAGACGGUUAUUUCUGUUUCUUAAAAACUUACUGUCAGUGGGUUAUUAAACUUGCAUUUUUUUAAA